AUGGUGAAUGUAUCAAAGAAGAUCUGGUUGUUUUGGACUGAUGGAUGGCAAGCUCAAAUUAUAGUAGAUGUAGUGCAACAUGUUACUUUUAAAUUAUCUAAUGUGAAUCGGCCGCAAGAAGCAUAUGUAACAGCUGUAUAUGCCAAAUGCAUUGCUGUGGAGAGGCAGGAUUUAUGGGACUCAAUUGUUCAGGUUGCUUUGAAUGUUCAAGUACCAUGGAUUGUUGAGGGUGAUUUCAAUGUCAUCCUCAAACCUGAGGAAAAUUUGGGAGGUCUGCCUAUGCAUCAUAAAGAAACUGCUGAAUUUGCACAUUUUGUGAACAAUUGUGGUCUCUUGGAAUUGAAAUUCUCUGGUAGUAGGUAUACUUGGUGGAAUGGAAGAAUUGAAGAGGAUUUCAUAUUCAAGAGAUUAGACAGAGUUUUCAGAAAUCAGGAGUUCAUGGACUUAUUUCCAUCAUCUAAAUUUCUGGAAAUGGUUGAGAAUAACUGGCAUUUGGAUUUUGCAGCUAAUCCAUUCAUUGAGUUUCAGACAAAGAUGAAAAAGGUGAAACAAGCUUUGGCAGGCUGGAGUAGGGAAACAUUUGGCAAUAGUUUCUAA
This is a messenger RNA of Lycium ferocissimum, 597 nucleotides long. RefSeq lists its product as uncharacterized. The transcript is spliced from 2 exons. The record is from RefSeq and is a predicted model, not a curated record. The coding region runs from base 1 to 597 and encodes 198 amino acids. NCBI's taxonomy places the organism in Eukaryota, Viridiplantae, Streptophyta, Magnoliopsida, Solanales, Solanaceae.